This is a messenger RNA of Megalops cyprinoides (Indo-Pacific tarpon), 1886 nucleotides long. RefSeq names its product mediator complex subunit 22 (gene med22). Gene Ontology annotation, cellular component: mediator complex. Bases 104 to 526 code for a protein of 140 amino acids. Lineage: Eukaryota; Metazoa; Chordata; Actinopteri; Elopiformes; Megalopidae. The transcript is spliced from 4 exons. Gene Ontology annotation, molecular function: transcription coregulator activity. The record is from RefSeq and is a predicted model, not a curated record. Gene Ontology annotation, biological process: regulation of transcription by RNA polymerase II.
UCAGGCGACAGCGUCGCGCUCUUCUCGCAUUAUUGAAAUCUGUGGGCCGUGUUCGGGUAAUGGACCAGAGGUCUGAGGAGUCCUAACUACGUCAUUAAACAAGAUGGCUACACAGAGAGCACUCCCCCAAAGCAAGGAGACACUUCUUCAGUCCUACAACAAGAGACUGAAAGAUGAUAUCAGGUCCAUUCUGGAUAAUUUCACUGAGAUCAUAAAAACGGCAAAGAUUGAGGAUGAGACACAGGUUUCACGAGCAACGCAAGCAGAACAGGACCAUUAUGAGAUGCAUGUACGAGCAGCCAACAUUGUGCGUGCAGGGGAGUCGCUGAUGAAGCUGGUCUCUGACCUGAAGCAGUUCCUGAUCCUGAAUGACUUCCCCUCGGUGAACGAGGCCAUCAGCCUGCGGAACCAGCAGCUGCGCAGCCUGCAGGAGGAGUGCGAUAAGAAACUGACCUCCCUGCGUGAUGAGAUUGCUAUUGACCUGUACGAGCUAGAGGAAGAAUAUUACUCCUCCAGGUACAAAUAGGCUCUUAGGCACAUCACAUUCGUAGUUCCCUAUAGCCCCGACCCCCCUGUGCCUUUUAAGGGUUUUUUUAACCCCUAUUUUGACCCCAAGGCCAUUGUAAAUAAUGAAUAAAAGCAGACCUGCAUUUCUGCCUUAGGCAUUCAGUAGGAUAAAAAAGGAGAUUGGUUAUGGUUUUUGGGCCGUAGUCAAAGUACCUUUCAGUUUUUUUGAGAAUGUUACAAAAUGGUGUCCAUCAAAACAAGACAGGGGUAUCUCUGCUGGUCCCUGUAUGCUGCUACAGGAAGACAUUUUCCACCUUUAUCUGAUAAGUCAAAUUCCUUGCCUUACACAGUGUGUAAUUCACAAAAUAUCAAUGGUGUUUGUAAGUGUCUCAGGUUAGCAAGAUGUUGUCUUGAGUGCAGGCUCAGUCCUGUAGCCCGCAAUUGAAAUUGUCCUUGUGAUGUCGUGAUGAUGACCGAGAGCCCACAACAGUGAAACAAAUUGGCUUUAUUUUGCUAGGAUAGCCUGCAAGUUCAGAGGUUGUCGUAGUGAGACAAGCCUAAUGUAGCACAAUUGGCAAGCAGUAAAAGCUGGAUAAAAAAGGGGGAAUGCAGAAAAAAGACUUGAACCAUGAAAUAACAUUGGGUUAAGAUUAUGAAACUGGCAUGAAAGCCUCCAGUGUUUGACAUACAAUGUGCCUUGUUCCCAGAACGAUGUCAUUUUAAAUUCAAUAUAUUCUUCAUGUUUUGUCCUAAUUAUCUUAAAGUUGCAAUGGUAGAAAGAAAGCAUGGAUGUAAGCCCUGAACAGUUGAAAUCUUGCACAUGGCUACUAAUCAAAAAAUCUAAACUUGUCAUAAUUGUUGGUUUCUUUUCUUUUUUUAUUAUGCAGUUUGGCACUUAGUUUUAUCUGUUCUGAGCCAAAGCCAAAGGUAUGGCUUAAGUUUCCACAGGUCAAGAGUAUCUAAUGGCGACCAUAGCUUAAAAAAUGUAUUCAGCUGUACCACUCUGAAUACACAGUUGCAGUUUUGACAUGUGCUAUCUUUCUGUUUACGUUGAAUUCAGAAUGCCCAGAAUAUAGUUUUAAAUGUCUAAGUCAGUUGUCCUUGUGUGAAUGAUUAUGUGUGUUUCAUGAUAUCAUGUCCCUCAGAAGCAACAGAAGAAUGAAAUGAACAAAUUUCAUAGCACUUUGAUUGCACACUAGUGCCAGUGAAAAGGGAAAAGUGUUGAAAUUGCUAGCAUUGCCUUGAGAGUAAAUGGUGAAUCAAUCUGAUGUUGCCGUUUAUGUCAAGGUCUUUGUGGCAACUGUAAGAAUCAUGACAAUAGAAAACAAAAUAUACAUUAAUAUAUUUAACAAACUACACAUCACUUCAUAACUAUUGAA